Messenger RNA from Struthio camelus australis, 6072 nucleotides. RefSeq names its product solute carrier family 25 member 47 (gene SLC25A47). The record is from RefSeq and is a predicted model, not a curated record. Gene Ontology annotation, cellular component: mitochondrion. NCBI's taxonomy places the organism in Eukaryota, Metazoa, Chordata, Aves, Struthioniformes, Struthionidae. Gene Ontology annotation, biological process: transmembrane transport. Gene Ontology annotation, molecular function: transmembrane transporter activity.
GCGAGGGAAGGAGGUGUCUCCUACACAGCCGCUGCACCAAUUCUCCAUGGCAUGGGGUGAGUGUCCUUUGAUGCAAAGGUGCAAAGCCAUCUUCAGGGAUUAAUAAAUUCAACAGGGAAUGGCCUCUUGACAGCCAGCAUUACCCUGCAAGGUACCACCCCUUGUGAUUUUCCAGGCAGAGAGGCACUGCGAACGGCAGCUCUGGCGCAGCAUUGCAGGGCUUCACAGGAUUACUUAUUCACUGUGUUCCUGGAACAGCUCCAAGCUUCCCGUCUCUGCCUCCAGUGUACAAACUCAUCGAGUAUGCAGAAGGCUCACAGCCCCCAAAGGCAAGUGAAGACAGUAGGAAGGUGGUUCAUACUGCAGAUCACGCUGCCUCUGACGGACCUGCGGGGCUGUAUUUCUCAAAAGACUGAACUGGUAUCCUCCCUUCUUCUACCUCCCUAACGUUUAAUCAGGGUAACUAAGGCAGCAGACUCAGUCCGGAUGGAUUUCAUUGCUGGGGCCAUUGGAGGUGGGCUAAGCACAGCAGUGGGUUAUCCGCUGGAUACAGUGAAGGUGAGGAUUCAGACCGAAAGGCGUUACAAAGGGAUUUGGCACUGCAUUCAAGAAACAUACAGAACAGAAAAGGUUUGGGGAUUUUACAAAGGCGUAUCUGCGUCAGUCUUCACAGUAUCACUGAUUUCCUCUGUUUCAUUUGGCACAUACAGAAACUUCCUUCGCAACAUCUGCAAAUUGCGAUAUGGUACUGCAGAUGCAAAGCCAUCCGAGCUGGAUAUUUUUCUUGCGGGAAGUGCUACUGGUGCAGUCCGGGUUAUGUUGAUGACACCUAGUGAGGUAGCUAAAGUUCGAAUGCAAACUCAGAGGCAACCACAUCCUUCUGUGGCAUCUCCCCAACCUAUUUCUAAGCCGAAGUACCAAGGCUCUCUGCACUGUCUGAAGGUGAUCGCAAAGGAGGAAGGUUUUGGGGGUCUCUACAAAGGCUGCUCUGCAUUACUCUGCAGGGAUUGCUCCUCUUCUGCAAUAUAUUUCCUUACCUAUUCUGUUCUGUGUGACUGGCUUACACCAGUGGGGAAAAAAAAACCGGGUUUCGUAGUUGUCCUGCUUUCUGGUGGUUUUGCUGGAGUCCUGGCCUGGGGAUUAGCUACUCCCAUGGAUGUCAUCAAAUCACGGAUGCAAACCGACGAAUCGGGACAGCACAAGUACAAAGGCCUCAUCCACUGCACUAGAGAAAGCGUGAGAAAGGAGGGUGUGAAAGUGCUUUUCAAAGGACUGGGCUUAAACUGCAUUCGUGCAUUUCCUGUGAACAUGGUUGUAUUUGUAACAUAUGAAGCUGUACUGAGGUUUACAGAUCAUCUUACAAAUGAAAAAUAGCUUACGUCACUCUGUUCAGAGGUGUAUUUUGUUUAGUUUGUUUUUUUUUUUUUGUAACACAACAUACAAAAAUAACUGCUGAACUCUGCUCACAUUGCUGGACAGUGUAAGAAGUAUGGAAAUUUCAGCACAAAGCUGGAUGACUGAUCUUUUAGUUUUAUUUUUAUAUGAUCACAAACUCAGAGGAAGCCUCGUACUUGCAGUCAACCUCCCUUUUGUCCUGUUAAUGUACUUAAGACUGCAGCUACUAUUCAUGCCAUUGAAACAUUUGCAAAUAUUUAUGUUCUAAAAGGCUGGUAGUCUGACUAGAGAUUUUUGACAAAAGAUGGAUUUUGUUUUCUAGCAGUACAAAAACUGAUCUUCACUACCGAGGCAAGAGUUGAGGGCAGUUUGUGUGUGUUAGAUUUAACGCUACACAGUGCAUGCUCUUUAUAUUUAAUACAUGGAUUGCCUUCACUUAAUACCUUACAUGUUUGUGCUUCAAGCCACAACGGGCAGAGCUUUCAUUCCUAUCUGUAAUUUUGCCCAAGUGUUCCACAAUUAUAUCCCUUCAGUAGCAGCUGAAAUAUGAAUUGCCUUGCUUUUUACCUGUUGUCUUUAAAUGAAUGGCACAUAGUCUGUUUACAUAAUAUCUCUCUAAUGGCCUCAUUGAAAAUGAAAACAGGCUUCAUUUCCAGUAAAUCAUGUGAUUUUUUUUUUUUCUCCCUGUGCAAUCAUUAGCAGUAACGCUUCAGUCCCCUUCUGGUGGUAGAAGGUACCAUGUUCCUGAAUCUUGAUAAAGCUUUUUGUACAAGCUGUUCUUGUACUGUAAGGAGGGCAGGGAGAGGAGCAAAAACCUUCGCUUCCCAACAGAAAGAUUGCUAUAAGCUCUGUGCACUAGGAGUUAGGUAAAUGAAAGGAGAAGUGCAAAUUGUGUAGUAUAAUUAAGAUUAAUUACUUUAAAAAAGGGUAUACUCUUUUCACUUUAAAAAACACUGUUAGGACUGGCCAAAUGUUUGGGUUUUUUUUUUGUCAAAGUUAUGUUCUGAAGGUAUAAUACUUCAUAAACCUGUCUAUUGGGGCAUGGGGGAAAUACAACUGCUUCAGAAGGAACCUCCCUAAACUCAGAAACACUCUGAUUUGCAGAUCUUGCCUCAGGAGCCGUUUAGAUGUUUUGUAUCUCUAUUUUUCUAUCUUGAUGAGAACAGCUGGAAUGAACUGGAUCUCGCCCCAAAAUUGUGCUAAAAAUGUGCCUUUUUGAAGCAAAAGGGGAAGACUAUUUUUUAAAGGAGUUCUUUUAUUCAGGGCGGGUGAACUUUUGGUCUGCAUCCACUUUUACUGGUUGAUAGCAUGGCCUUGACUACACUAACAGCAAUUGUUCAACAGGCAGGAAUGGCCUGCAAUGCCGCUAUUCUGGAAAUGGAAGAAACGAUCCUGUACUAAAAGGACAAGCUUAAAAAUUUUAAGUGCUACUAGCAAAGAAUAAAAGGGACCUCUUCCACUCCAAAAGACUAGUAAAAAGCUCCAGAACCACCCUCCUGAAGUCUAAGCCUUCAACUUGCUUUUUGAAUUUGUUCACAGCCAUGCUAUCAAAUGACUACCAUGAAUUUUUCUCUCAAGAGCCUAUCAGCUGCUGCAGCCAAGCCAAGAGCAGGUUUAAAAGACCAUAGAUAGGUUCAGAGUAUGUCACCUUAAAAGGGUGUGAAAUGAAAGACGCAACAUAGAAGGUGCUUAUGGACUUAGCAACCUAGUACCCUUGGUUACAUCUUAGGGCAUGAGCAGCAAACUUCCUUUAGUCUGAAAAUCCUUACAACAAAAUAUUUAUUUAAGCCAGCAAGAUUUGAAGUUCCUCUUAAGAUGAUUCUUAAGAGAUUACUUACCCUCACCUCUUUCUACAAGGGAUGCAUUAGACUGAGUGUUCUCCCAGCAGGGUGGUGAGUUAUCCCAGCUCUGCCUGGAUGUUUCCUGAAAUCAAAUUCCUUUAUACUAUAUUAUUCUCAGCCUAACUCAGCUCUCAGGCAUUAAGUCCUCUGAGCAGAGAGACAGGAAAAAAUACCUAUAAAUAAGACAAAUCAAUCAUUUAUUGCUAGGCAGUGUUGAUGCCAUCCAUGGUCAGCCUCAUGUUUGAAAACAAAGUCUAAUCAGAAGUAGCUCAACUUUCCUAACAGGCUCAAAUAUUCAAAUGACUAAAAACGUCUCCUCCUCUAGGGGUAGGCCAAAUACAGGUGGUUUCAAGAAACAGGAAUUAUAGGUGAAUUAUAAAACCAAGUGGAAAAAACCGUGGAAGCCAGUCAGAGGGGCUGAGAUCUGUAAGCCCCUGGGUAUUCAGCAUCAUACAAAAGCAGGCUCCCACUUGGCCUGAACAAGCGCUACAUGAGAGGUAAGUCAUUUCUUCAGGAAGUUUAUUUGAGGAAGCCAAUUACUUUGCAAUACAUUCAGUCUGCAAGCAUUUACUGGGAAAAUAUAUAUAUGCAAUGUAUUGGCAACAGCCCAUCUUAAAGUAAGAACUCGAGGCUAAUUCACAUAGAGCGAAGUACUGUAAACCCAGGCACAUAAAUAAGAAACUAUUUUUAUUUAACUACAUAUUAUAUAGGGUACCCUUAAGUCUAUAUACACUAAGCUGGGUAUUUGGCUUGUGGAUUUCGGAAUUUGGCUGCUUAUUUUCUCACUUCUUUGCAUUACCUUGACCUUCAGCUACUCUGUUUGCUACUCUGAUAAACACAGAACUAUUUCUUCUGAUAAAUUACCUAGCUGAAGGCCAGCCAACAGAAGGAAGACACCACAUUUGCUGAGCCAUUACUGGGUUUACUUUGCUAAGGACUGCAGCUUUCUGUAGAGCCAAUUUCUUUCAGUAACAAACUUCCUGGCCUUGAAAACAGAAAAUUUUCUUUAGAAGGAACAUUCUGCUUCAUGUUUUCAUUUUGCUGUUAGUUCUUGGUUUUGUGACAAUGUUCACAAAUAUCUGAGUAGAUUUCAGCAUGCCUUUUAGUGAGCAUGGAAGAGCCAUGGGAAGCUAUUCAGAAUCUCUGCUCCUCAGACAACUGCACUCAUUUAAGCACCAGUAUGAAUGCCAAACCUAUCAAAGCAUCAUAGUAACAGGUCACGCUGACCUUCCCGCAUUUCUAAACUGGUUGUUGUACAUAAGUAAAUUCAACAUCCAGUCUUACUUGCAACCAGGCAGUCUUUGGAUGACUGACUCUUGCUAGCUUGCUCUGGGAGCAAUCUCAAAUCUACCUGGUAGGACUGGAUACGGAGGGUUACAAGGCAUCCUAUUUCACUACUCGCAGGGUGAUGGGCAUCAAAACUAAGAACAACUUCUUGACUCGAUGACUAAAUCGAUACUCCAAAGGGCAAGAAGAGUGAUUAAAAAUACAGUAAAAGUGUAAAUUAAGCCUUUUAAAAGUUAAAAAAAAAAUCAAAUGAAGAAGUUGGAUACAGACUGUGCUCUACAUUUUUAUUACAGCCAGAUGAACAAAAUAUCAACAAAUGGAGGCAAAUAUAAUGAACAUUAUCUGAUAACAUUCUCAGACAUUUCACCCAUGCUUUUCAAGACUGCCCUGUCAUAACUUUUAAAUUCCUCUGGGAUAUGAAUAAUAAUGACAACAGAUUUAGGAAUUUGCCAAGCUUCCUUUGCCAAGAAAUUGUAUCAUUUCUGUUGGAUUCAGAAGAGCAACACUUUGUAAGCGUUCAUCCGAGUACUUGAGUAAAGUGCUUUCUCAGUAAGCAAGUGAUAAUUUAAUUUUGUUACCACAUGCCCUUCUAGAACUUUCCUUUCAGAUUUUAAUUGCUGUGUUAUAAAUUAAUUCAUAAAUUUAGUUAGAAUAGAACACACUAUGAGUUUGUCCCAUACCACAUUCUUCCGCUGAAUAACUGAAUUAAUUCUUAGUUAAGGAAAUAAAUCUUACAGGACUGAUCUGCCUGGAAUAUUUUCACAAAGAAAUUUGCACAAUGAGUUUGUAAAAGCCCUUUAAAAUCAAUUUAAGAGCUAUCUAUUAGGUAUAGCUCAAAGAUGGCAAACACUGCAUUGUGAGAACAGAAAGGUCACCAUUGAAAAGUCUAACGUAACAAGGAAUUAGUUUAUUUACCACUGUAUUUAAGAUGCUAUUUUGAUUUCUGGGAAGCACUCGAUGACUUUAAAAAGAAAUAAGUACAUCUACUGAUUGUUAAAGACUUGUCAGCACUAAGAUACUACGACCAUGGGUUAUAGAGAGGUAGGCUGUUGGUAAACAUUUACUUUAAUGCAUCAAAGUCAGUGGCAUUAGAUUAGUGGUGCCAGGUCACGUAAACUGAAAUGAAAAAAGAAAAAAGCUAAGCACUCCUAUUCUCAGCACGAGUUUGAAACACAAAGUAAGACUAAAUGUGCUGUGCAUUUCAGUUUCCUUGGCCCCUAUAACACUAACGCAGUCACUUCGUAUACAGCUUGGCGCACAAAAGCUUCCUUCUCAGAAAUGCAAGGACAUGUAUGCACUGCUACAGAACCGUUACAGGUGAAAAGGGAGUAAUUUUGCAAUGUCUACCAGCUCCCGGCAAGACAAAUGGUGCAACACAUUCUUAUGUGCUAACAGACUGACCCAAGGUCUACUGAAGUCAAUGAGAAGCCUCACUCUUGGAAAUUCUCCCUCAGACCAAGUGUAAUCAGCUGCCUUCAGAGGCUUAAGGAUUUUAAAAAAAAAUGCUUUUAAUUUAAGACUACAUAUACCAAGAUAUCUACUAAGUUCC